Molecule: messenger RNA, 1600 nt
Organism: Cyanistes caeruleus (blue tit)
Lineage: Eukaryota; Metazoa; Chordata; Aves; Passeriformes; Paridae
Source: RefSeq, a predicted model, not a curated record
CCCCAUGCUGAGCUAGUUUCUUUUCCUGCAGGAUUAUUCCCAUGAGCUGGUCUGCAUCACUAAAACAGAAAGGAUAGUUGUGCCAAUUCGGGCCAUUGCUGCCCGAGCUAUCCUGACCAUCCCAGACCAGCUGAACUUCUCGGAGUGUCCGGUCAAGAGCAGCACCAAGAAGACUCUGCUGCUUCGCAACACUGGCAACCUGGAGGCUCAUUACUACAUCAGCACCCAGAGUCCUUUCUCCGUGGUUCCGGCCAUGGGAGCUCUGGGUGCUGGUGACAGCGUGCAGGUGACAGUGGGAUUUCACCCGCUGACCACUGGUGCCCAUUUUGGGUCCAUGGUGGUGUGCUACAACACAGGUGAAGAAAGGAUCCACACAAACCUUCAGGGAGAAGCUGUAGAUGUCAGCAUCGGGUUGAGGACGUAUUCCGUGGAGCUGAAGAAGACUUUCAUCACCACGUCAAGCCACACAGCAAUGUUCAUCGAGAACAGGAGUAACAUCAGAGCCCAGUUCCAGUGGAAGACUUUUCCUAGUGAGGAAGAUGAGAAUGAAGAGAAGAGGAGGCAGUGUUACUUGCUGCGAUCACCGAGAGAGGCCUGCGUGGACAACACGACGGGAGAGAGAAGAAGAGCGAAGAAGAAGGGUUCCUGUGAAGAUCGCCGCGCCAUCCUGAAGAGCAGCGUCCGGGAGAAGAUGAUGAUGGUGAAAGAAGACCCCAUGCUAUUCUCCAAUGAUGCUUUUUCCCUUGAGCCACUGGAGGGAGAGAUCGGGCCAAAUAGUUCAGUCCAAAUCAAGGUGACCUUUAAACCCCUAAAGGCCCGAGAGUAUCGGAGUGUGGCUUACUGCAACAUCUCAGGCCGUGGGAGCAGGCUGCCCCUGCACCUCAGAGGGGAAGGCCAAGGACCCUUGCUUGAAUUCAGCUGUCAUAUGCUGAAACUUGGAAACCUUUUUAUCAACACCUCCCACGUCUAUGAGGUGAAACUCAUUAACCAAGGAGUUCUUGAUGCUCCCUUUGUCUAUAUCCCUUCAACCACAAAUGUGGGCUGCUGUUUCAAGUUUACACCCGAGAAGGGUGUCAUUGAACCAGGUGGGAUCCAGACUAUUCAGAUCUCCUUCAGUGCCACCAUACUGGGGGUGUUUGAGGAACAAUUCCAUUUCAGUGUGUCUGAAUCUCCUACGCCUGUGAUCCUGACAAUUGGGGGCUGUGUCAGUGGACCGACUUUACACUUCGACGUCGGUGAGCUCCACUUCGGUGACAUCUCCUUCGGCUUUCCUCACACCAUGACCUGUCGCCUCACUAACACCUCCCCGGUGUCCGUGACGUACAAGCUCCGCAUGUCAGACGAUGGCACGCAGCCUGCUGUCAGCAGCAUUGAUCAAAUCUGCAAGGAAGGUGACCCAUCCUGGAGGAAGGGAAUUCAUUUUUAUGUGGAGCCAAGGGAGUUUACAAUGAAUCCCAGCCAAGGGACCAUCCUCCCCCAGGGACACCAGGAUAUCGAGGUAUGGAAAGAGUCCAGCCAUACACGCUUCAGCACCAGGGCUGAAGCCUCACUGGAGUGUGGGAGGGCUUUAGCUCUGAUACCAGCUUUGAGCACGGUGUGA